AGAGAGGGAAAGAGGAGUCCAGGCCCAAAUAAAGCCAUGGGGGCCGGGGCUGUGCUGGGCGCCCCGUUGCUAUAAAUACGCUGGCCGUCUGGAGGUUCGGGUUUGGUGGCUGGGGCUUGGGACCGGCGACCACUGCUGCUGCUGCUGCUGCUGCUGCUGCUGCUGCUGCUGCUCUUCUCAGGGGAGUCUCCUCCGCACGCUCAUCCUCUUCAUCUUGGUCCUCAGUGUUCCGGGCAUCCAAGAUGCCUCGAGUGGACGCGGACCUCAAGCUGGACUUUAAGGAUGUCCUCUUCCGACCCAAGAGGAGCAGCCUGAAGAGUCGCUCAGAGGUGGACCUGCAGAGGACCUUCACAUUCCGCAACUCCAAACAGACGUACACUGGCAUCCCCAUCAUCGCUGCCAACAUGGACACCACAGGGACAUUUGAGAUGGCGCAGGUCCUCAGCAAACACACCCUCUUCACGGCCAUUCACAAACACUACUCUGUAGAAGACUGGAAAAACUUUGCUGCUAAUUAUCCAGACUGCAUAGAGCACGUGGCCGCCAGCUCCGGCAGCGGCACCGCGGACCUGGAGCGGCUGUGCGCCAUCCUGGAAGCCGUCCCUGCCCUCCAGUACAUCUGUCUGGACGUGGCCAACGGCUACUCCGAGUACUUUGUGGAGUUUGUCAAGACGGUCAGGGGAAAGUUUCCCAGGCACACCAUCAUGGCCGGUAACGUGGUCACGGGGGAGAUGGUGGAGGAGCUCAUCCUGUCCGGAGCCGACAUCAUCAAAGUGGGCAUCGGGCCAGGCUCUGUGUGCACGACAAGGAUCAAGACAGGAGUGGGCUACCCACAAAUCAGUGCUGUCAUAGAGUGUGCAGACUCGGCCCACGGACUGAAAGGACACAUCAUCUCCGAUGGAGGCUGCAGUUGCCCCGGAGAUGUCGCCAAGGCCUUCGGUGCCGGGGCCGACUUUGUGAUGAUGGGAGGAAUGCUCGCCGGCCACGACCAGUGCACCGGGCAGGUCAUCGAGAAGGACGGCAAGAAGUACAAACUCUUCUACGGCAUGAGCUCCGACACAGCCAUGAAGAAGUACGUCGGUGGAGUCGCCGAGUACAGGGCGUCCGAGGGGAGGACGGUGGAGGUCCCCUACAGGGGCAAUGUGGACAACACCAUCCGCGACGUGCUGGGGGGCCUGCGCUCCACCUGCACCUACGUGGGCGCCGCCAAGCUCAAAGAGCUGAGCCGGCGGACCACCUUCAUCCGUGUCACACAGCAGUCCAGCCAAAUGUUCACUUAGUGGAGUGUACAUGCUCGACCGACACACACACACACACACACACACACACACACACACGCGCACACACACAGACACACACACACACACACACACACACACACCUAACCUGUUUCUCUCAGGGUAUCUGCUGUCAGAAAGCUGGUAUUUUCCUGCAGGUCGACUUGAAACUUGUCUCUGCAACGUAAUCCUACAGCGAGUGCGUUCACAGACACAAUAUGCAACAGAUUUCCUUAUUGAACGGGCAUUGUGCAAAGGUCAUGCCCCAGAAGUUCCCACCCUGAAAUGGGAACGAGAGAGCCAGACUCCUGAGGCCCGUGGCCCCUCGGCUGUAAUCUUUCUAAAUACACACUUGAACUUGCACAUUUCUGCGUACAACGAUAUGUCAACAAUGGGAGCCGUGUGUGUGUGUGUUACUUUGCAUGUAAACACACUCAGCAGCAGCAGGAGUCGGAUACUCACUCGAAUUUCAUUAGGUGGGAAUCAAUGAGCAAAAUCCACAGGCGAGGCCCAGAGACGCUGCCCUUUAAUUGUCACUGGAGAAAUCAUGUUGUAAUAAAGUGCACGCAGAACCUUCUGCUCCUGUC
Molecule: messenger RNA, 1864 nt
Organism: Scophthalmus maximus (turbot)
Lineage: Eukaryota; Metazoa; Chordata; Actinopteri; Pleuronectiformes; Scophthalmidae
Gene: gmpr
Product: guanosine monophosphate reductase
Exons: 9
Coding region: 243-1280 (345 amino acids)
Biological process (GO): nucleotide metabolic process
Cellular component (GO): GMP reductase complex
Molecular function (GO): GMP reductase activity
Source: RefSeq, a predicted model, not a curated record